Molecule: messenger RNA, 1992 nt
Organism: Polistes dominula (European paper wasp)
Lineage: Eukaryota; Metazoa; Arthropoda; Insecta; Hymenoptera; Vespidae
Product: beta-1,4-N-acetylgalactosaminyltransferase bre-4
Biological process (GO): carbohydrate metabolic process; glycosphingolipid biosynthetic process
Cellular component (GO): Golgi apparatus
Molecular function (GO): N-acetyl-beta-glucosaminyl-derivative 4-beta-N-acetylgalactosaminyltransferase activity; galactosyltransferase activity
Source: RefSeq, a predicted model, not a curated record
UAAAAAAAAGAAAAAGAAAAUAACAGAAGAAGAAGAAGAAGUAGGCAAAGUAUCAAGAAGAAAGAAGAAAAACGGCAGAUACCAAAAUGGCGCUGUUGUCGUCGUAGGAGGCGCUGAUGUCGUUGUAGGCGCCAUUGUGAAACAAGAAUUGUAACGAAGUAAGAAGUUAGAAUCGAAUAUAGUGUUGGAAAAAUAAAAAACAAAACAAGAGAGAAUAAAAUUAUAAAAAUAAGGAUAAAUCAGAAGAAAAUAAAAAAAAGAAAAAAGUAUUAAGAAGAAGAGAUAAAAGGAGAAGAAGAAAAAAACAAACAAACAAAAGAGUGCCAGGUCAAAAUGGCGCUCUUGUCAUAAGUGGUGAUAGGAGGGAGUUAUGGUGGUUCGCACAUGCAAUGACUGUGGCCACAGCAGCCGUGGCAGUGUGGCAUCGUGCCAACCUCUACAAGGCAAUGGCUUGUGUCGUCCUAGCGCUCAUUGCCGUUCAGUAUCUUCUCAGUGGGGUACUGGAUCGUCGAUCAAUCGAGACUAUUUUCACCAUUAAUGCUACAAGGUAUGCAGAUCGAACGUAUAGAAAUCAUCCACGUGGAUUGAUAAUAUACGGUCCAGCUACUGUCAAAAAUAUUUUCGGAAAUAAUAAUAAUAAUGAUAAUAUCAGUAACAACGAUGUCUCAUCAUCAAAAAUAUUCGAAUCAAUUGGCAAAGGGAAUACCAAUGGAAGUGUUCUCACGAAUAAUAACAAAACUGAGACUCCUGUUGUUGAUACCGAUGCUGAUAGUGUUGGAAUAUUUCCGACCAACAAUAAUAACAACAACGUCGUCAUUGGUUUGCCUUCUGGAAGGCCUCAAUAUGCUUCGAAUACCACGAAUAACACGAUGAUGCAACAAUGUCCAUUGGUAGCACCAAAUCUCGUUGGUCCAAUUGCAGUUAGUAAAACACCACCAGAGAUGUCAGUCAUGGAAAAAACAUUUACCGAGGUGAAUCCAGGUGGUAAAGGAUGUCCAAAAACUUGUAUAGCCAGACACCGUGUAGCCAUAAUCAUUCCUUUCCGUGAUAGACCACAACAUCUUCAAACUUUACUCUUCAACAUUCAUCCGAUACUUUUGCGUCAACAAAUCGAUUAUCAAAUUUUUGUGGUUGAACAGGAAGGUACCGGCGCGUUUAAUCGUGCGAUGUUGAUGAACGUUGGUUACGUCGAAGCAUUGAAGGAAAGAACCUUCGAUUGUUUCAUUUUCCACGACGUCGAUUUACUUCCGGAAGACGAUAGAAAUUUGUAUACCUGUCCGGAACAACCCAGGCACAUGUCAGUCGCCGUUGAUAAAUUCAGAUACAAGCUACCAUACGCUGAUCUUUUCGGUGGUGUUUCUGCAAUGUCUCGAGAACAUUUCAAGCUGGUCAACGGGUUCAGCAAUGUCUUCUGGGGUUGGGGUGGUGAGGACGACGACAUGGCUAACCGUAUAAAAGCUCAUGGUUUACAUAUAUCACGUUAUCCUGCAAAUGUAGCUCGUUACAAGAUGCUAACACACAAAAAGGAAAAGGCUAAUCCAAAGAGGUACGAGUUCCUCAGAUCAGGGAAGAAAAGAUUCGCUACUGAUGGUCUUAGCAAUCUACAAUACGAGCUGAUCAAUAAACAAAAGCCAAAAUUGUAUACGUGGCUUUUAGUACGACUUACACCACCACAGCCUAGCUGAUGGCUACCAUGGAUCGGUUAAAUUAUUACGGAAGUUCCUUAGGUUUUCCAUAGGUGUUUCCAGUGAGACAUAAAACAAAACAAAAUAAACACGCGCGCGCGCACACACACACACAACACACACACACAGAGACUAUAGUUUCUUUUUUAUUUUUAUUUUUUUGUUCAAAAAAAAAAAACAAAAAAACACAUUCGAUUUUUAAAACUGAAAAACACUCGCGACCACAAGUGGAAACGAAAUAUUUAUGACGCGCGUGUAUAUGUGUAUGUGUGUGUGUUAUGUGUAUACAUAUUUGUGUGUGUGUGUA